Molecule: messenger RNA, 1407 nt
Organism: Trichomonas vaginalis G3
Lineage: Eukaryota; Parabasalia; Trichomonadida; Trichomonadidae
Product: guanyl-nucleotide exchange factor protein
Exons: 1
Coding region: 1-1407 (468 amino acids)
Biological process (GO): small GTPase-mediated signal transduction
Molecular function (GO): guanyl-nucleotide exchange factor activity
Source: RefSeq, a predicted model, not a curated record
AUGGAGAUACUGCUUAAAUACUUGCAACCUUUUGAUUUCAACAAUGAAGAAAUGAUACAACAAUACGAAGCCCCGCUUGAUUUAUCCCCAGGAUCUAUCAUUUCCCAUCUUUGUAACGAAUUAUAUCUCUUGCCUGUAGAAAAGCAAAUGCUAACCAACGUUGUCAAACAAAAACUCCCUUACGCUGAAGGUGACAAUACUGCUGGCGAGCGAAACCAAAAGUUAACUUUUGAGCAGCUUGUUGUCAAAAUCACAUCAGAAUCGAACACUGAUGAACUCUCAAAGGAAUUUACGAAGACAUUUACCCUUUUUAACUCACCCAAAUAUCUCCUUGCUUGCUUGUUUGCUAGAUAUUUCACAAAUAUUGCAUCUGUCGAUGCCAAUAUCACGAAUCUAGAAGAUUUAAGAUAUGUGAGGAUCAAAGUUUUGCAAUUCCUUAUCCUUUGGAUGAGCGAAACCCCAUUCACCUUUGAUAAGGUUCUAAUUAACGCAGUCAAGUCCUUUUAUAAUUCGAUUUCCUCUGGCCAUGUCGCUGACGAAGAAAAGAUCAUAUUAAACAGUCUCAAUGAUUUAAUCGAAUAUAUUAUGGCACAUCAAAUCGAUACAUUAACCUCAAUUAUCAAUAGAACAGCUGACCACCGAUCUAUUUUCGGUCCUAAAUACGUACUCCCUGUUUUACGUAAAACUCAUCCCCUUCAAGUCGCUUUGCAAAUUGCCUACAUAGAUUCAAUCAUAUUUCAAGCUGUCAACCCCAAGGAUCUCAUGGCUAUGAUAGGAGGACAAAUUUCGGCGAACAGUUGCCCUUCAAUCAUGUACCUUCACCAACAUUUCGACGCUCUAUCUAAAUUUGUUGCUUUCUCAAUCAUUUUCGAGAAGGCAGCCAAAGAGAGAGCAAGUAUAUUUGCCAUUUGGGUCGAGAUCCUUCUCGAGCUUAAUAAGGUUAAUGAUUUUUCAGGUGUUUUCGCUGUCUACAAUGGAAUUACGCAUCCAGCGGUUGCAAGACUGAAAACUACAAACAACGAGGCCUGGAAACUCAUUUCAUUCAGAACGAAAAGAGAGUUCGGAAGCAUACAAAAUAUUACCAGUUUCUACAACAAUUUCAACGCCUAUCGUCAGGCAUUACUUGUUCGUAUACCACCACUCGUUCCAUUCAUGGGCUGUUUCCAGAAGGACUGGGUUUAUUUCCAAGAACUCAACAAUUUCCACCCUGACGACAGCCUGAUUGACUUACACGUCAUCCACACCGCAUACGAUCUCUACAACGCGUUCAAGAAAUACCAGGAAAUCAAGUACAACAUCAAAGAAGACCCUGAAAUUCAAAUAAUUUUACUCAAUCUUUCAAAAGAUCUUCCUGAUGCUCGUAAGCUCAUGCAGAUAUCUAUGUUGCAAGAACAGCAAAAUGGUUGA